AUUCCAUGGCAAGGGGGCGGCUGGAGCAGGACCAGGACCAGGUGCCUUCCGAGGACAACCGCUUGGAGUUGGAGUUCUUGGCCAGGAACAGGUCGGAGCGGGUGAUCGUCAACAUCGCCGGCCUCAAGUACGAGACCCAACUGGGUACCAUCAACCAGUUCCCGGACACCUUACUGGGCGACCCCCAGAAAAGGAUGAGAUACUUCGACCCCUUGAGGAACGAGUACUUCUUCGACCGGAACCGCCCGAGCUUCGAUGGCAUCCUGUACUUCUAUCAAUCCGGCGGGAAGAUCAGGAGACCGGUCAACGUCUCCAUCGACAUCUUCGCCGACGAGAUCCGCUUCUACCAACUGGGCGCCGAGGCCAUGGAGAGGUUCCGGGAGGAGGAGGGCUUCAUCAAGGAGGAGGAGAAGCCUCUGCCCAAGCAGGAGUUCCAACGCCAGCUUUGGCUGCUCUUCGAGUACCCCGAGAGCUCCAGCCCGGCCCGAGGCAUCGCCAUCGUGUCCGUCCUGGUCAUCGUCAUCUCCAUCAUCAUCUUCUGCCUGGAAACGCUGCCCGAGUUUCGGGACGAGAGGUACAACCUCGUGGGCCCCAAUGGCACCCACAUCUCCUCCAUCCACAUGAGCCUGACCGACCCCUUCUUCGUCAUCGAGACCACCUGCGUGGUCUGGUUCACCCUCGAGCUCCUGAUGAGGUUCUUCGCCUGCCCCAGCAAGUCGGUGUUCUCCAGGGACAUCAUGAACAUCAUCGACGUGGUGGCCAUCUUCCCCUACUUCAUCACCCUGGGCACGGAGCUGGCGGAACAGCAGUCAAACGGCCAACAGGCCAUGUCCCUGGCCAUCCUGAGGGUCAUCCGGCUGGUCAGGGUCUUCAGGAUCUUCAAGCUGUCCAGGCACUCCAAGGGGCUGCAGAUCCUGGGCCAGACCCUGAAGGCCAGCAUGAGGGAGCUGGGCUUGCUCAUCUUCUUCCUCUUCAUCGGGGUCAUCCUCUUCUCCAGCGCCGUGUACUUCGCCGAGGCGGAUGAGCCGUCGUCCUUCUUCUCCAGCAUCCCCGAUGCUUUCUGGUGGGCGGUGGUGACCAUGACCACCGUGGGCUACGGGGACAUGAGGCCGGUCACCAUGGGGGGCAAGAUCGUGGGCUCGCUCUGCGCCAUCGCCGGGGUGUUGACCAUCGCCCUCCCGGUGCCGGUCAUCGUGUCCAACUUCAACUACUUCUACCACCGGGAGACGGACAACGCGGACCAGGGCAGCCUGAACGACGACGACGACAGCGCGGAGGGCAGUUCCUCGGAGGAGAUGAGGAAGAGUAGGACAUCUCUGGGCAAAGCCGGGGCUUUGGAAAAUAGCGAAGGUAUUAACAAUGGGGCAGGGGCCAACCUGAAAGCCCUGAGCCCCCCGGACAUCAGGAAGUCCCUCUACGCUCUCUGCUUGGACUCGAACCGAGAAACCGACUUCUGA
Messenger RNA from Callorhinchus milii (elephant shark), 1457 nucleotides. Its product is annotated as potassium voltage-gated channel subfamily A member 5-like. The coding region runs from base 6 to 1457 and encodes 483 amino acids. Gene Ontology annotation, biological process: protein homooligomerization; potassium ion transmembrane transport. The transcript has a single exon. The record is from RefSeq and is a predicted model, not a curated record. Gene Ontology annotation, cellular component: membrane; voltage-gated potassium channel complex. Lineage: Eukaryota; Metazoa; Chordata; Chondrichthyes; Chimaeriformes; Callorhinchidae. Gene Ontology annotation, molecular function: protein binding; delayed rectifier potassium channel activity.